Messenger RNA from Sphaeramia orbicularis (orbiculate cardinalfish), 1343 nucleotides. It is a transcript of the gene sec11a, whose product is annotated as SEC11 homolog A, signal peptidase complex subunit. Bases 122 to 694 code for a protein of 190 amino acids. Gene Ontology annotation, cellular component: membrane; signal peptidase complex. Gene Ontology annotation, molecular function: serine-type endopeptidase activity. NCBI's taxonomy places the organism in Eukaryota, Metazoa, Chordata, Actinopteri, Kurtiformes, Apogonidae. The transcript is spliced from 6 exons. The record is from RefSeq and is a predicted model, not a curated record.
UCAGCCUACCCGGAAGAUUCGGAUGCAAGUUUCUACGGUUGACCGUGCAUCCAUAUGCUCGUUACAUUUAACCGUUUUAAUGUGAUUUAGGUGCUUUUUCUACACAGUAGUAUUUGCAAAAAUGUUAUCCUUAGAUUUUCUUGACGAUGUUCGUCGCAUGAAUAAGCGGCAGCUCUAUUACCAGGUGCUGAACUUUGGUAUGAUUGUUUCCUCGGCUCUGAUGAUCUGGAAAGGACUGAUGGUUGUCACUGGCAGUGAAAGUCCAAUUGUUGUUGUUCUCAGUGGGAGUAUGGAGCCAGCUUUCCACAGAGGAGACCUGCUGUUUCUGACCAACCGAGUAGAGGACCCCAUCAGAGUCGGAGAGAUUGUUGUUUUCAGGAUAGAAGGCAGAGAGAUCCCAAUAGUACACAGAGUACUAAAGAUCCAUGAAAAGGAAAAUGGAGACAUUAAGUUCUUGACCAAAGGGGACAACAAUGCAGUGGAUGACAGAGGGCUAUACAAGCAGGGUCAACACUGGCUGGAGAAAAAAGAUGUGGUGGGACGAGCUAGAGGGUUUGUGCCAUACAUUGGAAUUGUCACCAUUCUCAUGAAUGAUACCCCAAGUUCAAAUAUGCUGUUCUCUUCAUGUUGGGGCUCUUUGUUUUGGUCCAUCGGGAGUGAAGUACCCCAAACUGCAAGACUCAAGAAGGAUUAACUACGUCCAGGAAACCUCAGUCAUGCCUUUCAAAACAGAAUUAAGUUAGACUUUGUCAACCCAACUGGCUUUUUUGUACCAUUUGUUCAAACAUUUUGUAGAAAUGUGGAUAGGGUGUUUACACAAGAAAAAUCCAAGCUUUUAAAAAUAUUUUUGUGAGGGAACUAGGCUAGAUUUAGGCUGAAGUCGAUCUUACUUGUUAUCCACAGAAUGUGAAAUGACAUUCUGAAAGAUAAAUUAAGUCUUGUUUCUUUCCUGUUGAUUCAUUGUCUUUGAAAAAGAUAUGUUAAGUAUUUAUGACAACUGAAAUUGAAAGAUAUUAAAUAUGAAAUCUGGUUACCAUCCAUGAUCCAUUAUUGUAAGUCUUCAAUUGUCUGUUUUUUCUUGUCGCCUAGUUUUCUUGAGUCUCUGCAGAGGUCGAUCGUCCUACAGUGAUGGGGAAAAAAAACAAGGAUUGCUUGUGAUCUGGAGCUGUAGAACGCAUUAAACUGUUUUAUUGUGGCUAAAUCUGUAUUUAGAAUUGAGUACACAGGAGCCGUAUGUCUGAUGUCUAUCUAAUAUAAUAAGCAAUACUCUGAAAAUCUUUUCAAGGUAUGGAAUUUUUUUGUAUAUUUAUUGCUGUUAAGUAUUAAAUGAACAUUUAAUGGAU